UGCAGAGAUCGGGGCCAUUUUUUCGUUGUUCUUGCGAGAUUUUCGGAUCGUGCAUGAAUUUGUGCGCUUCCCGUCGUUGUGCUAGGCUUGCGGAUGCUGGUGGAUACGCGAUUAUCCGAUGCGAUGGAGGAGAAGAAGCUUGACCUUCCGGAGGGGCUAAUAUUGGUAAGCGAUGAUUCACAGGAGGAGCUGUCGGACGAGCAUGAGGAGGGAGAAAUUCCGGACGACGAGGACGAGAGUGACGAUGGCGUUGCGGGGCCGAAAAACACGGCGAAGCAACACCAGCUUGCACCAGUACGGAACGAGCUGCUGGAGGAUAUCAGCUCCGAGGAGGAGUCGACGAUCCGGCAACGGCUGGCCCAGCUGGUGGCCAUGGACAAAGAAAUCCGGAUGAUCAAGCAGAUGAGCGAGUACGGCUACUUAGGCCACAACAGGUUGCACGGGAAGGAGAACAUUUACUACGACCCGUACCACGAAGAGCAGCCAUCGAGUCGAAGGCGCAAAACCGUAAUCGAGAGCAAAUCAAGUAGCCGUCGCGAACCUCGACGUAGCAGCGCGGUGGUUCAGAAGCGGCAGACCGAAAAAUUGAAAGAGAAAUCCUCUAAGCACGACCGCAAGGUCAAUGGGCACAAACGUCAUAAAAGGCGGAAGUAUGAGUCUUCGUUAUCACCUUCCCCCGUGCGACGUUCGGCAUUGGUCGAAUCGUCUGAUUCCGAUUACGAGUUGGACUCGUACGCUCGGCAGCAUUUGGCCUGUUCGAUCGACAACGGGCGAAGGCGUAAGCUCAGCACAAAUGAGAACGCUUUGAAGAAGAAGCUUCGAUUGCAGCAACAGCAGCAACAGGAGAUGCCUAAAAAACGGAAAGGCGUGAUUAUCGACGAAGAACCGAUGGUGUUAUCAUCGACUAGCGAGAACGCCUCUCCGGAGCCACCAAUCGUCAUCGUUGGGGACGAUGACGACGACGAUGAGGAGGAAUUACAGUUACGUUUGCUGGCAUUGCAGACGAAACCGAUCGUAAAGGAUGGUCUCCUUGAUGAUUCCAUCGAUACGUAUCAGAUUCCGUCACCGCCACCGCCGCCCUCGAUGGGCGAGCUGGCUGAAGAUGAAGAUUCGGAUAAAGAAACGAGAAUUCCAUCCAGGGAACGGUUCGCUUCGGAAGAACGUGAACUACGUAUGAUAGCGCUCAAGUCCGCUUAUACGAAGAAACAUGAGGCACGAUUGCGCCGCAAAGUAAAGGACAGUGAACGGCCAUACUCACCGAGUGAUAAUAUCGUGUUAUCACCGGUCCAUGAACCCCCUCCGCCUUACGACGAGCUCGAUAAUGAUCUUUAUAGUGUCGAAGAUUCUGGUGAUGAGCGGAACCAAUUGAUCGAUCCCAAUGAUACCGACGAUAAUGGAAAUGAUAUGGAAAUCAGUCCCGUUCGCAGUCCUGUUUCUUGGCCGCUAAGGAUAGGCGAGCUCGAGGGGGAUUCCCAGCAUCCGAUCGACAUGGAACUGGCAAGCAGUGAGCAAAGCAGUGAACCAGCCUACAUGGAUGAUGAACCAGGACUCGGAACUGAUGGUUACGGCCAGCAACAACACCAGCAAAACUCUGAACUAAUCGAUCAAAGCCCACCGAUGACACCGGAUUCGAUGGGUGAGGCUGAGGAGGAGGCACUGCGGCUCCUGUUGCUCUCGAAAAUGCGUCAAAAGAAGGUCAUCACGAAAUCACCCCACUCAGUGGCUACCACGCAACCAUCGAUGGAAAAUUUGCGUGAAGUUCCCAUGGAUCUAGAAGGCGAAAGCAAUGCUGCAGCUCCCGUUGCUGAGCAAGAGCCGCUUUCGCCUACUUCGAAUGUGAAAAUCGAUUCUGCUUCCCAGACAACGAUCCAAAGUUCGAAUUUGAUUGUGCUCGUCGAUCAUAAAGUGCGCCGAGGGCGCAAGAAAUCCCUAAGCGCGGUCACUGCUAGCAGCAUCGCUAGUGCUACCAGUGUUCCAGCGACCCGUGCGAAGAACGUACCGCCUGUACCAACCGCGACGGUUGCAGUGCCUACCGUCGUACGGACACAGAAGCUGCUAAACAAUCGUAACAAGUUGAUCAACAUAAACCACACCAUAUCUUCCUCACCAACGCCUCCUGCUGCUGCUGCCGGUUUGGUGAUAACGCGCACAGAUUCACCGAAAGAGCUGGGCAGCAUUGAAACGUUCGUAUCGAAGCCCGUCUCGAAAAUGGUCAUCCAGCUCGGUCAUUCCGAUUCCGAUUCGGAUGUAGAUUUCGGUUCUCCAAAUGCGCGUAAGACAUCGGAGGCAUCAAGGACGACUUCCAAUACCACCUCACCGGAAUCAUCCGGCAACACUUCCAUACCGGGUGCACAGUUUGAGAUUCAGUUGGAUCGGUUUUUGCGUAGCGUUCGUAACAAAACGACCAGUGCUAAUGGCGCUUCCAGUGGGGCUUCAGUGGCAGACGGCAAAGUAAGAAAGCAUUCCGGAGCCAAUCUCGAAGGUGCCGCAGAUGGUAGAGCGAAACAGCAAACAGGGAAAAGCCAACCAGUAACGAUUCCGGCCACAGUAGCAUCGUCCACGGCCGUAAAACAUUUACCAAAAUCCGCUCAGAUGGAGUACACAAAACUGUUGGCGCGCAUGGCACAGCUCGAGGCACAAAAGCAGGCUCGCCACCGGCAGCUACAGAAAGCAAAGCCAUCGAAUGAGGCCAGAGCGAUUGAUGGGCUUCCAUCGAGCCUGGUAACACCCAAGCAAACGGACAAUCUUCCUAGGGAUGGAGUGUUGUCUUCCGGAAACACCGGGAGCGCGAUUGAUGAUCGCACGAAACAAAGUCCUACAGUAGCAUCAAGCCCAGGGAAGCGUAAGGUUGCUGGCGCUAUCGCCGUUACACAGGGGGCGCGACCAAUCGAAGAGAAUGGCAUAAUAGAGCAGGAUCCGGUACUACGGAAGCUCAAUCAGAUACGCCACCGUUUGCCGACACUUUCAGAUCAGGGUAAAACUCGAUUACUGUUAACCACCGAGAAACAUUUGGAAAAGCACAGUAACAUAUUCCUGCGACAGCUGGAGAAGCACAAUGCAACACUCAGUGCAGUGCAGGAAGAACGGCGUAAUCUGUAUCAGCUCGAGAACCGUAUAGACCUGUUACGUGAAAGGCUAGCGGUGCUGGAGCGUACACGGGACCAGAUGCGUGCACAAACGAUGGAGUCCUUCGGGAGUAUGCAGUCAUCGCACCGCAAGAUCGUGGCCGAUCGAAAGCGAUCGAUCGAGCUGCGUAAAGUGUGCAUUGAUAUUGGGCGAGUAAUACUCGACGAAUCGUAUCUGCCCCCUUCGACACCGAGUGAUGAUCUGCUGCAGGAACAGUGGCGCAUCUUGGUGAAGGAGACAAAGCAGCUAAAGGACAUACGCAAACCAACGAUGAAAGAGUACAAAGAGGAGCUGCUCGCUCGGAAUCGUGGGGCGCUCAUGAUCUCAGACCCGUGGCGUAGCAGUAACGGUAGUCGUUGUGGUGCUGAUGAUGAGAGCCGUGCUGAACCAACAGCUGAAAAGACUGAACCUACUCCUGAAACUUUACCUCCUGCUCCUACUCCUGCCGAAGUUACCAUAGCGCCAUGUGAUAAGCAGCUUGCACAGCCACAGGAAACACUUGGCAAGGCUUCCCCGAUGCACGAACCCAUCGAAGAGCCAACGGAACAAAUGGAACCGGUGCCGGUCGCUGAUACUCACGAGACCACGGUUACCACCAUCACCACCACAACCACCGAGACAACGACCAGUAACGAUCCGUCAAAUUCUGAUAGUAUAAGUUUAGCCAACGAACAACAAUCAGCAACAGACACCAAAGAGGAGAAGGUGAUCAUGGUACAAAAUGAGGCGACGAUGGAUCAAGAAAAAUUGAUCGCGGAAUCGAAGGAGUGCGAAAUGAAUGAGGAGAACGACGUGGCUUUUGCCGGGACAAUGAAUCAUCCUUUCACACAGUACAGCUCACCGCUGGUGUCCUUCAAACAGCAAGGACCCUUGAACAUCCGCAAUGGAAUCAUUUGCCCGUACGAGCUCGGUGGCCAGUGUGUAGAUCGGGACUGCAAGUACGAACACUUUGGUCAAUCGUGAAGGAGCGAAACGAAGCUCGCUCUCACAGCUAGAGAUGAUCCACCAGCACGUCUCCCCGCAGGAGAUCGGCAAUCUCUGGCAAAUAGGAGCGUGAAGCCCUUGAUGGCGUUUCGUUUUUUUUUCUUUUACUGAUUUUCCUUGUUCUAUUCCAAAGCCGAUACUGGAAGUUUUCGGUUGUGGAAAAAAGUCGCGCAUGAGUGUUGCCAUCGUAGCCUGCCAUGCAAACCCACAGUAGAAGGCCAUACUCACUCCUUCGUUCCUCGUACUACGGUGCGCGUUGAAUCGCGAACCUCGUGCGAUCGAAGCAGCUGAGAUUCAAGCGCGAUCGCAGCGUACCAGCAAGUGCAUAUCGUAUUAUAUUGGGUUUAGGUAAGUUUUAAAAUCGUCGCGCGUGUUCCUGCUCCGUCUUCGUAUCCGUCUUCGUCCAGCCGUCUCCGUUUCCGUGAGUCAAAAGUUCCGUCUACAAAGCGUACACUAAUCGUGCUACUCGUGCGCGCGGUGUUGUGUGCGCUCGCGCGCUAUGAAACCGUUGUGCCAUCCCGUGUCAUUAGGAGAGGCUCGUGUAAGUGAAUUUCUCGUUAAGAAACCCUCCGAAUGGUGGUCAGCCGAGGGAGCCGUGGAUAUGGCCCGUGAAGAUACCGUUUUAGUGCUAGAAUGCGACCUUCGAGAUAAGUUACGUUUGUAAGUUGUGUUGUUGAACAAUUUUACUGGUGACAAAAGAAGGAGAUGCUGCUGCUGCUGCUGCUACUGGCUAGUCUCGGGGAUGUGUUUCCUCGUCGUCGAAUGUCUAGCAGUUUCCAACUACAACUAGCCGCCUGUGCGCCGCCAUUGCCUGCCAUCGAACGCAUCGGUAACAGAGCAUCCGAUCUCUGUUCUGUUGAAUGAAUAGUAGUUACUCGUUCUAGCGAUGCAGGCUGAUCAAUUGUUUUUUUUUUUUAUUAAACAAUUGCAGUUUGUUCAAUACUCAUUUAAUUGUUUAAAAUGACUCUUGUUUUUGGCCCUCUUUGCUAUGGUAGCAAAAUCGCUCGAGUGUUUUAUCCGUGUUAUCACUUUUGUGGUCCUUUGCAGCGACAUUUUUGUUUCAGAUGUUUCUUGCAAGAUAGAACCAUCCCGUUUCUGUUAAUUGCUUAUUCUCUCGGGCCCCGGAUUACGUUAUGCGAGGGGAUAAGUACGCGGUUGGUGACCAAAAUGGUCGAACAAAUGUGAUACAAGUGACAAAAUAGAACAAAGCUUAAGCUAAGGAAUGUAUUUUUGAAGAAAGAUAACAAAAAGAAAAUGAAAAUCCAAGAUGUAUUACGAAAAGAGAUGAUAACACAGUAAAGAAGAGAUUGAAACUGAAGAAAUAAACCAGGAACAAAUAAA
Molecule: messenger RNA, 5451 nt
Organism: Anopheles darlingi
Lineage: Eukaryota; Metazoa; Arthropoda; Insecta; Diptera; Culicidae
Exons: 6
Coding region: 94-4089 (1331 amino acids)
Source: RefSeq, a predicted model, not a curated record